AUGCAGAACAACACGAAUAAUUGGCCCCAUAGCGCUCAUGUAAGCUCGAUUACUUUACGCCCCUAUUAUCAGAACGAGCAAGUGCCUCCAUCGCCACCAAGAACCAGAUCAUCAUCAUCCUGGUCCUCAUCCUCCUCUUUCUCACCAUCCAGAUCUCAACCUCCAUCACCUAAAAGAGUACGAUCCUCCUCUCCCUCCCCCCCAAAUCUCCUCACCACCCGCCAAAAAGACGAAGAAUACUUCCUCUACCUCGAAAUCCACAACAAAAUCCUCUCUCAGAUCAACGAGCGCGCAAGCGGCAUCCCUAAUCCAGACAGUGAUUUUAUUAGAAUCGCCACAGGAGAAGAAUCAAUAAGACAAUAUCUCAUUUUGAAGACACUUGAUACAUUCUCCUCGCAGGAAGUCAUGAAAAUUGGUAUCUUCCUGAGUCAAAAUCGCUGGGUUAGGUUGUGGUUGCAGAAUUUGCUGGAUGAUGCCGAGGAGGUGAAGAGGAGAGAGGGGAAGGUGGUGAUGUAUAGGUGGAGAGAUGUGGUGGGGGAUUUGGUGGUAGGGAAUAGGAUUGUGAGGGGGUUGUUGACGGGGUUGUUGUUGAAGAAACGUGAGGAUGGGAGGUGGGAGGUGAGAAACUUUGUGGAUGGGGUGUGGUGGAGCGUGUGGAGGAGUUGA
This is a messenger RNA of Botrytis porri, 666 nucleotides long. RefSeq lists its product as uncharacterized. The transcript has a single exon. The record is from RefSeq and is a predicted model, not a curated record. The coding region runs from base 1 to 666 and encodes 221 amino acids. Lineage: Eukaryota; Fungi; Ascomycota; Leotiomycetes; Helotiales; Sclerotiniaceae.